Molecule: messenger RNA, 3711 nt
Organism: Pararge aegeria (speckled wood butterfly)
Lineage: Eukaryota; Metazoa; Arthropoda; Insecta; Lepidoptera; Nymphalidae
Product: epidermal growth factor receptor kinase substrate 8-like
Exons: 17
Coding region: 148-2454 (768 amino acids)
Biological process (GO): regulation of Rho protein signal transduction; Rho protein signal transduction
Cellular component (GO): plasma membrane
Molecular function (GO): actin binding
Source: RefSeq, a predicted model, not a curated record
GUCGCCGCCGAGGCGUCAAGUAUUAUCGCGAGUGCAGUGAGUGUGACGUGCCAACGAACGGACCUGGGACCGCUGCCACACGGCACCGAGUCCGUCGCCGCAGACAUCUCCGCACCUUGCGCGCGCGAUGCGCCGGGCGUGAGCGCCAUGGCGCAGCGAGCGCGCGCGGACGCGGCGCGCGCGCUGGACGACUUCGAGGCGCUGGCCGGCCUGCGCCGCGCCGCCUACGUGCUGGAGCACCUGGCCACGUUCACGGUGACGCGCGAGACCGGCAUCGCCUACCCCGCCGACGGCAUGCGGCGCCUGCUGCAGCUGGAGAAGACCAACGGAAUAUGGAGCCAAAAAAUGCAACUAUCUUUAGAAGACCAGUGGGUUCUGGUGAUGGACUACGAAACUGGCUCGAUCAUGGAGCGCUUCCCCGCGUCGUGGGUGCACUCGCCCACGGCGUUCACGUCGCCCGAGCCGGCCGAGCUGUACAACAACGUGCUGGCCUUCGUGGUGGGCGCGCCCGACGCGGGCUCGCCGGGCGCGCGGCGCGAGCUCCACAUCUUCCAGUGCCACGACGUGGGCGCGCAGGCGCUGGUGGAGGAGCUGAACGCGCUCAAGGGCGUCAGCAGCGGCGGCUCGGAGGGCGGCCGCGACUUCGUGAUAGAGCGCGAGCGGGAGAAAGAGAAUGAGAUGGAGCGACCCAGGCGGCAGCAAAUGUCCGCGCAGCUGGGCCGCGGCGCGGAGCGGGCGGAGCGCGGGGAUCGAGGGGAGCGCGGCGGGUCGGGCGGCGAGCGCGACGACGCGUCGUCCACGGGCUCGGACCGCCUGUACGAGCAGGACAUCGCCAUCCUCAACCGCUGCUUCGACGACAUCGAGAAGUUCAUAGCGAGGCUGCAGCACGCGGCGGCGGCGGCGCGCGAGCUGGAGCGGCGGCGCGCGCGCGGGGCGCGGCGCGGCGCGGGCGAGGGGCUGCUGGCGCUGCGCACGCGGCCGCCGCCGGCGCGCGACUUCGUGGACGUGCUGCAGAAGUUCAAGCUGUCGUUCAACCUGCUGGCGCGGCUGCGCGCGCACAUCCACGACCCCAACGCGCCCGAGCUGGUGCACUUCCUGUUCACGCCGCUGGCGCUCAUCGUGGACGCGGCGCAGGACGCGGACGCGCGGCUGGCGGCGCGCGUGCUGCAGCCGCUGCUGUCGCGCGACGCGCUCAACCUGCUCGCCAACUGCGUCACCAGCAAGGAGACCGAGCUCUGGCACUCGCUGGGCGACGCCUGGCUCGUGCCCCGGGAGCAAUGGAAGACUGCAAUACCUCCAUAUCAGCCUGUGUUCAUGGACGGCUGGUCUCCGGACUACCAGGUGGACGAUCAGCCGCUGAGACGGCUGUCGCCGCGGCGCAGCGAGGCGGCGCGCGGGGCGGGCGCGGGGCCCGCGGGGGGCGCGGGGGGCGCGGGCGCGGCGCCCGGCGAGCGCGGGGAGGCGGAGCGCGGGGAGGGCUACGGCUACGAGCGCGACGAGCCCGACGUGUACGCCGAGCAGUACGCGCCCUACCCCAGAAACACGCGUACUCUGACGCGCGAAGACUCCGGCUCCGCGGCCUCGUCCCCGGACCGCGAGCCGCCCUACCGGGGCGAGCGAGACGACGACGAGCUGGGCGAGGCGUGGGCGCGCGGCGUGGCGGCGCGCGGCGGGCGCGUGGUGCGCGUGACGUACCCGCGCACCGCCAACAACGACAAGGAGCUGAGCGUCGUGCGCGGAGAGUACCUGGAGGUGCUGGACGACUCGCGCAAGUGGUGGAAGGCGCGCAACCGGCGCGGCGUCACGGCGCACGUGCCGCACACCAUCGUGGCGCCCGCCGCGUCGCCGCCCGCCUCGCCGCCGCCCGAGCCGCUGCUCUACCCCAACCCGCUCUACACGCACUACCAGGACGGCGGCGGCGGCCGCGGCUCGGGCGGCAGCAGCCCCACGGGAGCGCCGGCGCGCCGCGCGGAGAGGCCGGUGCCCCCCCCGCCCCCGCCGCCGCCGCCCCCGCCGCCGCGCCCCGCGCCCCUCGCCGCGCCCCUCGCCGCGCCCGCCAAGUCCGACACCUUGAAGUCCACCAAGUCCUCCGUGAGCACGGGCUCGCUGCACGAGGAGCUGAAGAUGGUGCUGCCGCAAAUCACGCAGCGACGGCUGGACUUCAAGAAGACGCCCGACAUCUUCAUACAUCAGAAGUCGAACCCGGACGAGGUGGCGCAGUGGCUGGAGGCCAAGGGCUUCAGCGCCACGGCGCAGAAGCAGCUGCGCGUGUCGGGGCACCAGCUGUUCGCGCUGUCGCGCGCGCAGCUGGAGCGCGUGCUGGGCGCCGACGAGGGCAGGCGCCUGUACAGCCAGGUGCUGGUGCAGCGCAACGUGUCCGGGUACAAGACCACGUCGGCCUCCGAGCUCGCCAGCAUCCUGCGCAAGGUGCGCGAGAAGGUGGAGGUCUCGUGAGCCCGCCCCGCCACCCGCCGGCGCGGCUGCUCCGACUGCUAGCUCGGCUGCGGCGGCCGACGUUCCGGCUCCUUGAAGUAUUGACAUCCCCACUGGGAACAGAUUCCCUUUCAUUAGAAACACGAAUACUAUCAAUAAAACAAGUUAGGUAAAAAGUACAAUUUAACGACCUUAAAAUAUAAGCACAGCUGAUAUUAUGGUUGUCACCACGUAUUUUUAUUAAAACCUUGUCUAUGCUUUCUGAAGAAAUGUCUAUGUAUCGCUAUCUGGAUAUUUUUAAAUUUAUAUAGCUUAAUUUUAGGGCGAUAUUAUAUCAUUUAUAUUUUUAUACAUCGAUAUAAAAUAUCAGGUUUUAGUAGUAUUUAUACCUAUUCUAGUAAACUGUCACACCAAGCAUCUGUCAUUUUUAUAAUCGAACCGAUUUAACCGACUUUUUGCAGGCAUCGCAAACAGUAUGACUUUUGCAGAUUUGAAAUCGGUUGAAGAUUGUCUUACGAGGGUGUAUAGGUAUAUCCCUAAGUAUUAAUAGUCAUCAUUGUGUAAUGUAGGACAUGCAAUCUUUUGGCAAAAAAAUGUCCCGGCCGAUGACCGUCCAAGCCAAUGCCUCGCUUGUAAAACACUCUGGCGAAAUAUUCAAAUGAUGAAGUUUUCGUUUCAAGCAAAGCAGUCAUCAGUGACAUGCCAUUGCAGUACACAUACAGCCCGCAACACCGCGUUUGAGCCGCGUGGAGGGAGAAAGCUCUGAAUCCUAUGGCUUUUGCCCAGCCGUGGGCAGUGACGCGGUCUUCUCUAACGUUUUUACGGAAGCAGCUGUGGAAUGUUCAUAAGUUGCAGAUGAAUCCAAUUAAAUAAGAACACUUUUUUUUAUAAAACUUUUAUUUUAAAACUGUCUUCAAAUUUGAAAACAAUAAAGACACGAUUAAAGAUAAAUUAGAAUAUAAAUUAAUUUACAGCUUCCGUAAAUGUAUAUUAGAUAGUAAAUAUUUAUUUAUAUGCCUAGUAUAACAAACAAUGUAAUAUGUAGAUUGUUUACUUAUAAGAUAUAGUUUGUACGCGGUACCUUUAUUACUCUAGUAUUAUAAUGUUAUGUUAUAAAAGAAGAUAUUUCUAUUUUUUGUAAAUAAAAAUAAAUGAAUUGGCUGUAAUAAAUAUAAUCUGUUUUAAUGUGUACAGCCACACUCUAUAUUAUGAGUACCUAACCGUGGUAUCUUGAGUUUAUGAUUCCUUUUCAUUUCCUAUAUUUAUAAUAAAUUUAAA